Messenger RNA from Patiria miniata (bat star), 2898 nucleotides. RefSeq names its product low-density lipoprotein receptor-related protein 2-like. Gene Ontology annotation, molecular function: protein binding. The record is from RefSeq and is a predicted model, not a curated record. Bases 126 to 1844 code for a protein of 572 amino acids. Gene Ontology annotation, cellular component: plasma membrane. NCBI's taxonomy places the organism in Eukaryota, Metazoa, Echinodermata, Asteroidea, Valvatida, Asterinidae. The transcript has 10 exons.
AACAGCUUGCACGGGUCACAAUAUUCGACCAGUUUUGUUUGAGCAAGAAGUAGCAUCGUUACUCGUUAGAAAUAAUUGUAUAUGAUAUCUUGUCCACUACUAUACUGUGUUCUGCCACAGCCAUUAUGGAGAGUAUUAGAAUCAUAUUAUAUCUGGUGGUCUUGAUGGUUGCCGGUUCAGAUGGGCAACUUGAAGAUUCGGUCUACUAUUUGUACGAAUUCAGUGCCUGUGCUCGCAACGACAGCGUAUCAACUGACAUCUCCAAUGAUGUUCCAUACGGGAGCAGCGUUACAGUCGCGUUAAGUGACUGGAGAGAUAAGUCCGACGACAACUGUUCUCUGGUCUUGACCUACACAUCAGCGCUUUUCUCCGUGAAAUUAAUCUGGGUGUAUAUGGAAGAGGGAACCUGCGUAUCACUCUUUGACGGCAACACCACCUCGGCAAGUUCCAUGGUGCGCAGAUGCGGAUCAAGCAAUGAAUACAUCAAACUCUUCACCACGGGACCUGCCAUUCUUUUUGCCGUAGACACCACAGACGAAAUCGUUCCUAGAAGAGAUAGCUUCGACAUCUUGCUCAUACCGUUUCCGGAGGGAGCGACCUACUUCAUGGAGGACUUCUGUUCGAACGACACACUGGUGCAUCCCAAUCAGACCAUUUGGCUUCACACCAACAGGGGCAAGUUCUACGACAAGGACAUCAAUUGUACCAUGACGCUGUACACCCAGAUUGAUCACAGGCUGCUGAUUAGAAUUGUUCAAGGGUCACUGGGGGAGAAUGAUUGUCUGAAGUACUACGAUGCAAGCGGGACAAAUGGCGAGGAAUUUAUAAAAUAUUGUGCAUUUAAUAAUCCACCUUAUGAAUUUGAGUCUUUCGGCCGUUUCCUGACAAUCAAGUUUGAAACGGAUUCGCAAGACCUAGAUGAAGGAGCAGUCAUGGAGAUCACGACUUCCUCUGAAGAUUGGGAAUGUUUUUUCUCUGAUGAAGUCCCGUGUGAAAAUUACCGUAUUUGCUAUUGGAUGGGUGGUAACUGCGAUGGUUAUGACCACUGUCCGGACGGAAGCGAUGAGAAGAAUUGCACUACCUGUGAAUCUGACGUUAAAUGCGUGACUCCCACAAACGAAUGGGUGUGCAUUCCAGUGGAAAAGAUGUGCGAUGGAGUUGACGACUGCCAGAACGACAGAGACGAAGACGACUCCCGUUGUAUUUCGUGCUACAAUGAAGAUCUUCGUUGCCUGGAUGAUUCCGGCUACCCCCUUUGCGUUCAUCCUAAAAAAACUUGUGAUGGAAAGUCCGACUGCCGAGACGGAGAAGACGAGGAUAAGGCGCUUUGCGGAGAUUGCCCCUCCUCCGAUGGAAUUCGUUGCCGGGAUUUUUACGGCCGCCCCCUUUGCGUUUAUGCUAUGUGUGAUGGAUAUCUUGACUGCAGCGACGGAGAAGACGAGGAUGACGCGAUUUGUGUGCAUAAUUGUACGUCGAACUUUCUGUGCCAUUCAAACGCUAGAGAGUUUAUCUGUCUACCAUCUUCUAAGAUUUGCGACUCUGUAGCCGACUGCAUUGAUGGCAAAGAUGAAGCCUCUUCUCUCUGUGCCUCCUGCAGUUCUGGAGUCCGAUGCAAACUGGACGAGGGCGGUUUUGUCUGCGUUGACGAACGGUCUCUUUGUGAUUCGUAUGAGGACUGCAUAGACGGACAGGAUGAAAGUUCAAGUGUUUGUGAGCCUCCGAUCCUCUCGUACUGGUCUCCGGGUCAGCUUGCUGGUAUCUUCACCGGUUACAUCGUCUUCGCUGUCAUCGUCGUGGUCAUCACGUGUCUCAUCCCAAAGAAAUGCAGACCUGUCGAUGGGUGACCUGUACAUAGAAAUCCCCAGCAAAAAAAAUCGCUACAAAUGUGAAAUUUCAACGAAUUUCAAAUUCCCUAAGAGAGUUGAAAAGCUGAGUAGCUUGUGUGUAUAUAUCGCUGGACCUCAUGAAAGACAUUUUUUAGAAGGUUCUCUCAGUGAAGAUGCCACUAUGAACAUGCCUAGUUUUAAAAAGUGUGGCACGAUUUUUGUUACCAUUUUCGUACUUUUUAAACGUUCUAACCUGAAAUGCUAUUUACCCCUGUGAAGUUGUAGUUGUGAAGUUAUUAUUAUUUUUUUUUUUAGAAAGGACUAUUCAUGUAUAAUGUACAUUUAGGAAACCUUUGUACAAAUUAUACAAAUUGAAGCUUAUUUAGCUUCCUGUAAUUGUUCGAGUGACUUUUUGUGUAGUCAAUGAAAUUCUCACAAAAUAAUGAGAAUCGAAGAAAGGAAAAAGAAUACAAAAACCCCACCAAAACACUGAACAUGUCACUAUACUCGCAAAAACAUGUAUGUACACACACACACACACAAUUUCGAUUUUUGCCAAAUUGAAACCGAUGAAGACCUACAGCUAGCUUGGCAUUGCCUCAUAUUUCAUUUCCUUAAAAGUUGAUUUUGCACUGCUUUUGUAUCCGUUUUUUAAGCAUAAGCUAAAACGAGCAGUCGUAUUUCAAAAUUCGCAGUUGAACGUGUUGACUGAAAAAGUAGAAAAUAAAUUAAAAAAAAGGUACAAUUCUUAUACUUUAGGCUAAACUAGUAGGCACAGUCAGCAACAGAAACUGCUGGUACAUGUGUGCUUGACAAAGCAGCAUCACAGAAAACAAAGUUGAACUUUAUCGUGUCAGUGUGCAAACAAUUGAUAUGUCGCCGUGACGUUUGAACCUCACACACACACACACACGUUGUAGAAUGCUUCAUUAUGCAGAUUCUAAAUAUAAACUAGGCCUAUACUACCAACAGGUCAUUUAUAUAUCGGUCAGUUGGUUAAUUAUUGAUGGAAAAGUUCAGUUCAUUUCAGCGAGAAAGGGUACACAAAGCGAAAGAACUCGUCGACUCUGAC